AUGCUUUUUGAAAUUCAAGAUAAUAAGGACAGUAAGCAUCUUAGGCUUCAUGCUGGUGCUAUGAUUAUAACCCGUUCAGUCAAGCCUAGUACUGGUGACUCUGUCGAGCUACAUAGUCAUGGAGGUCUUUCAGGAGGUAGGUUUAACAUCUCAAAUGACAAAUUUUACUCAAAUAGGAAAUCUUCCCAGCAGGUGAAAUCACAUAUGAAGAAGCGUACAGCUCAUGGUCUCAAAGUUCUGCAUUCAAUUCCAACACUUAAGCUGCAGACGAUGAAAGUUAAGCUAAGCAAUAAAGAUAUUGCUAAUUUCCAUCGACCAAAAGCUUUAUGGUAUCCUCAUGAUAAUGAGGUGGCACUGAAAGAACAAGAGAAGCUGUCUACGCAAGGACCUAUGAAGGUCAUAUUAAAGAGUUUGGGAGGCAAAGGAUGUAAACUUCAUGUGGAUGGCGAGGAGACCAUCUCUUCAGUUAAAGCUAAAGCUUCAAAGAAACUAGAUUUUAAAUUGUCUGAGCCAGUGAAAGUGGUUUAUUCUGGAAAGGAGCUAGAAGACCACAAGGCUCUUGCUGCACAAAAUGGCACAAAAAAUCCUGGUGAGAACAAGUCUUUGCGUCCUCCUGGGGCAUUUAAGAAGAAGUCCGAUCUUUCAGUAAAGGAUGGUCAUGUCUUUCUGAUGGAAUACUGUGAAGAAAGACCUUUACUCCUGGGAAAUGUGGGAAUGGGUGCAAGACUGUGCACUUACUACCAAAAGUCUGCCCCUGGUGAUCAAACAGGGAACUUAAUGCGAAAUGGGAAUAACGGAUUGGGGAGUGUUUUAAUCCUAGAUCCUGCUGAUAAAUCCCCUUUUUGGGGACAUAAAACCUGGUUGCAGUCAAUCAUCUCUCGAAACCAAUAUGAGCCUCACAUCGAGGUAAUGUCUCCUGGAUCAAAAAGUGUUCAAACAUACAUUAUGAACAGGUUGAUGGUGUACAUGUAUCGUGAGUUUUCUGCUGCUGAGAAGCGUGGGUUACGGCCUUCUAUACGCGCUGAUGAGUUGUCUGCACAGUUUCCCAGCCUGUCAGAAGCAUUUCUUCGGAAAAGGCUAAAACAUUGUGCUGAUUUGCAGAGAGGAUCAAUGGACAGCUUCUUGGGCUAUGAGGCGCAAUUUCCGCAUUCCUUUGGAGGAGGAACUAAGGAGGAUGUGGUGACACCAGAGAAUGUUUGUGCCUAUGAAAGCAUGCAAGCUGGCUUGUACAGGCUCAAGCGGUUGGGAAUUACUAGGUUAACUUCACCAACAGGCCUGUCAUCUGCAAUGAAUCAGCUUCCAGAUGAAGCUAUUGCGUUAGCUGCUGCAUCUCAUAUUGAAAGGGAGCUGCAAAUAACACCAUGGAACUUGAGUAGCAACUUUGUUGCCUGCACAAAUCAGGACAGGGAAAAUAUUGAACGUUUGGAAAUUACAGGUGUUGGUGAUCCAUCUGGACGUGGGCUAGGUUUCAGUUUUGUUCGUAAUACUCCUAAGGCACCUGUAUCAAAUACAAUGGUGAAGAAAAAGGCAGUUGUUGGUAAAGGUUCAACAGUAACCGGUACCGAUGCCGAUCUACGCAGAUUGAGCAUGGAAGCUGCACGAGAGGUUCUCCUCAAAUUCAAUGUACCAGAGGAGCAAAUAGCUAAGCAGACUAGGUGGCAUCGAAUUGCUAUGAUUCGGAAGCUUUCAACUGCAGCAGCAGACGAGAGAAAAAUGUCAGGAAAUAUGGAUCGACAAGUUCAAAGUCUUUCUGCUGUUGAGGGUGAAGAAAAUGAAAGUGACUCUGAAGCCAACAGUGACCUAGAUUCCUUUGCUGGGGAUUUGGAAAAUCUUCUGGAUGCAGAAGAGUGUGAAGAUGGUGAAGAUGGUAAUAAUGUUUCCAAGAAUGAUAUCAUUGAUGGGGUUAAGGGGAUUAAGAUGAGAAGGCGACCUUUCCAAGCACAGGCAGAGGAGGAAAUUGAAGAUGAGGCUGCUGAAGCAGCUGAGUUGUGCAGAAUGCUUAUGGAUGAUGAUGAAGCUGAUAGAAAGAAGAAGAAAAAAGUUAAAGUUGGAGGGGACCAAGUUCGGUUGGGUUCAGUCUCGCAAUUGAAGCUUGGUGUUGAGAAUGUUGAGCGAAUACAGAAAACGAACAAUAAUGAGGAGAUAGUCAGUGACAUUGACUGGUGGAGGUUGCAGGAUGCAUGGUGUUCUGACGAGAAUAUUUCAGCUAAAAAGAACUUAUCCGGGAAACUUAAAGCAAAGAAGAAGAAUGACAUUGAACAGAUGGAGCUUCUAAAAAAGAAAGUUAAAAUAUUGGUGAUGGAAUUAAGGUAUCUCUCUUUGUUACUGGAUGUCCCUGUCUUGUUGCUGUGUGAUGGGAACAAUUCUGUGUUUCAUUCAUUUUAUACCAUGCUGGCAGAUCAACCCCAGCAGAAAACUUCUACAAAGAAGCUCAUACAGAAAAGUGCAACCAAAAUUGCUGUGGUUGAAGCCCACGAGGAUGACAAGUCUAGUACAAAGGCAAAAAUUCUGAAGGUCAAAUGUGGCACAACUGACAAACCCCCCGAUAAGCUCACUCCUGCCACAUCACAGAAUUCUGACAAACCUCCACCAACAGAGUCUGAUAGAGACCAGCCUCGCAAGAAAAUCAUAAUCAAACGGCCAAAGGAGGUUAUAAAUGUGGAUGACGGUCGAGAAAUCAAAUAUUUCACUGACCAAGCAGCAAGCAAGAAGAACAGAGAGGAGAAGAGAUGGUUGGAAGAGGAGGAGAAGAGGAGGUUUGCUAUCAGACAAAAAGAAGAAAGAGCCCGAAGAAGAAAUGACAGGAGGAUACCAGACAGAACAGCAAAGAGGAAACCAGGACCUGAUACCGGAAGAUACAGUGCUGGCUAUGGCCCAGCAACAAAGCGCAGACGAGGGGGAGAGAUGUUGAAAUCUGCUUCAUCCAUAGGACUCUCACCCUCACCCCUCCUCCCCCCACCCUGUGAAAACCUGAGCAAUGAUUUGGAGCUUGCUACCAUCAUUCAAUGGAUGGUUGGCUUGUCAAACAUCCUGGAAAGCAUUGUGGAGACUCUCAAGGAGAAGCAAGAGAUUUCCUAUCUUUUUUUAAAGCCAGUUUCCAAGAAGGACGCUCCUGACUACCUUGAUAUCAUAAAGCGACGAUGGAUCUGUCCACAAUCCGUGAAAAGACGCAACCCAGGUAUUCCUCCAUUGGCUGAUCAGCUUCUGGAGCUUUGUGACUAUUUAUUAGAUUUGAAUGAUGCUGACUUAAGGGAAGCUGAAGCUGGUAUUGAACAUGGAGAUUGA
Molecule: messenger RNA, 3285 nt
Organism: Coffea arabica (coffee)
Lineage: Eukaryota; Viridiplantae; Streptophyta; Magnoliopsida; Gentianales; Rubiaceae
Source: RefSeq, a predicted model, not a curated record